UUAGGCGCGGGAAAACGCGAAGCACAGAAGAAGGCAUCAGAAGUGAAUCUCGUACGCACUCUCUUAACAGAGUGCGUUAACAGAUGGCGAAGAGGAACUCUCGUGGCCGAUGUUGUUAUAUAAGUCCAACCCCUCAAUCCGCGCUUUUCCAUCAAAACUCAAAGCCAGUGCUCUCGAGUUUCUCACUAACACACUCUCUUCUCUUGAUAUAAGGCUUCUGUUUUUGGAAUCGGCUGAGAUGACUUUGAGUAACGGAAAGGUUGAUGCCCCAGCUUGCAGUGGCGAUGCAAAGAAGACUUUCAAGGUCUUCGUGGGAUAUGAUCCCCGCGAGGAUAUUGCUUUCGAGGUCUGCCGCUAUUCGCUGCUGAAGCGGUCCUCGAUUCCGGUGGAGGUCAUACCCAUCAAGCAGCAGGAUCUGAGGAGCAAGGGCCUUUACUGGCGUGAGCGUGGCUCGACUGAGAGCACAGAGUUCUCUUUCACUCGGUUCUUGACUCCAUAUCUUGCCAAUUUCGAUGGCUGGGUAAUGUUCGUGGACUGUGACUUUCUUUACACGGCAGAUAUAAAGGAAUUGAAGGAUCUGGUCGAUGAUAAGUACGCAAUUAUGUGCGUUCAGCACGAUUAUGCGCCCAAAGAAAGCACCAAGAUGGAUGGGGUUGUGCAGACUGUUUACCCACGAAAGAACUGGUCUUCCAUGGUGCUUUAUAACUGUGGACAUCCGAAAAAUCGGAUCUUGACGCCCGACGUGGUGAAUUCACAGACAGGUGCUUACCUUCACAGAUUUAUGUGGCUCGAGGAUCAUGAGAUUGGGUCGAUCCCAUUUGUAUGGAAUUUUCUAGUGGGUCAUAACAACGUCGAUGAGAACGACCCGGCAACAUCCCCUAAGGCCAUACAUUAUACUUCUGGUGGUCCUUGGUUUGAGUCCUACAAGAAUUGUGAGUUCGCUGAGCUGUGGGUGAAUGAAUUGGAAGCAUACAAGAAAGAAACGAAGUUGGAUUGAAUGAAGAAAUAAAAAUGAGGUAGAUUAAGUACACUUCAUGGAGAAGUGUACUCUUCUUCAGUGAUCACAUAGGUAUUGCAGGCAUCUGGUCUAUGUAAUGUUUCAUUCCUUUCUUCAAUAUCAUUGUAAUUGAGAACUUGUUAUGAAUGAAUAUUAAUUAGUACUGUAAAACCUGUCUCGGGUUUUUAUGCCUCACUGCUGCGUUUAAGAUGGUUAAA
Messenger RNA from Nelumbo nucifera (sacred lotus), 1215 nucleotides. RefSeq names its product protein CDI-like. The record is from RefSeq and is a predicted model, not a curated record. NCBI's taxonomy places the organism in Eukaryota, Viridiplantae, Streptophyta, Magnoliopsida, Proteales, Nelumbonaceae.